Messenger RNA from Lontra canadensis (Northern American river otter), 549 nucleotides. RefSeq names its product placenta-specific gene 8 protein-like. The record is from RefSeq and is a predicted model, not a curated record. Gene Ontology annotation, biological process: positive regulation of transcription by RNA polymerase II. NCBI's taxonomy places the organism in Eukaryota, Metazoa, Chordata, Mammalia, Carnivora, Mustelidae. The coding region runs from base 1 to 330 and encodes 109 amino acids. The transcript is spliced from 4 exons.
AUGAAUCCAAUUGUUUCGCAACCUGGAUACGGCACGGGGGGUGUGAUGAACAGUGACUGGCAAACCGGCGUAUUUGACUGCUGCGAUGACCUGGGGAUUUGCCUCUGCGGCACUUUCUUCCCCCUGUGCCUCUCGUGUCAGAUCGCCUCCGACAUGGACGAGUGCUGCCUGUGCGGGGCCAGCGUGGCUAUGAGGACCUUGUACAGGACGCGCUACGGCAUCCCGGGAUCUAUUUGUGGUGAUUUCCUAUGGCUGGGAUGUUUUCCUCUGUGCACCCUUUGUCAGCUCAAGCGAGAUAUUGAAAAAAGAAAAGCAAUGAAUGCUUUCUAAAAGGUGCUUGGUCACAUUCACAAUGUGGUGAAAGAAAUGCUAGAAUCACAUACUGCACCUGUUGAGUGCUAUCUCACCACACAUUUUAGAAACUAAUUCAACCAAUCAUAUGGUUUCCAAUGGCUUCAAGACACUUUUAAUUUCUAGUUUAUUUCAAAAGAAAUAAAUUUCCAGUGCUGUUCUCUAAAAUGACUGCUAAUAAAAAAUUAAUAUCCUCAA